AUGUAUCUACUACUCUAUGUAGAUGACAUCAUCCUAACUGGAAGUUCAGGUAUGUUACUUAAUUCUCUUAUCAGUUCUUUGAGUCCUGAAUUCAAAAUGAAGGACUUAGGCUCUCUUCACUACUUCUUAGGCAUUGAGAUUGUAAGCCUUGCUCUACUCCAGUUGCUAAAGGUCCUAGAUGCUCCUUGUAUGAUGGUGAACCAUUACAGAAGUCUUGUAGGAGGAUUGCAAUAUCUUACAAUGACAAGACCAGACAUAGCUUUUGCUGUGAGUUAUAUAUCCCAAUUUGUGCAUCAGCGUACUACUGAACAUUUAAUAGUAAAGAGAAUUCUAAGAUAUCUUAAAGAAAGUUUAGGAACUGGUAUUACUCUUGGUUCUUCAGAUAUUACUUCAGUCACAUCAUACUCAGAUUCAGAUUGGGCUGGUUGCCCUGAUUCUAGAAGAAGUACUUCUGGUUAUGCAGUAUUUUUAGGUUCAUCUCUUAUAUCAUGGACUUCUAAGAAACAACCUACAGUUUCAAGAUCAUCAGCAGAAGCAGAAUACAAAUGUCUGGCCAAUACUUCUUCUGAAUUAUUGUGGAUCUCUUAUCUCUUAAAGGAAUUGGGUAUUUGUUCUUCUGGUGUUUAUACCUUGCUUUGUGAUAAUCUUAGUGCUAGUAGUCUUGCAUGUAAUCAUGUUAUUCAUGCUAGAACUAAGCAUAUAAAGAUUGACUAUCACUUUAUUAGAUAUUUGGUUCAAUCCAGAUUUCUUGUCAUCAAGUUUGUUCCUUCUUUACUUCAGCUUGCUGAUAUUUUUACAAAGGGUUUGGCUCCUGAUUUAUUUUUUACUCUUGUGUCCAAGCUUAUGUACUUUGCGCAUACUAAGCUUGAGGGGGAGUAUAAGAGCAACUGA
Molecule: messenger RNA, 891 nt
Organism: Papaver somniferum (opium poppy)
Lineage: Eukaryota; Viridiplantae; Streptophyta; Magnoliopsida; Ranunculales; Papaveraceae
Exons: 2
Coding region: 1-891 (296 amino acids)
Source: RefSeq, a predicted model, not a curated record